CACGCCGCCGGACCUCGGACCCGGCGCCCGUCCCUGCUCGUCGUACCUCGCCGCGGCCGCGUAGCCCCGAGCCGGCAGGAGCCCGGCGCUCACCAUGUCGCUCGCGCUCAGCAACAGGUUCCAAGCUUCCCGGGCCGCCUCUUUGUCUCCUGCAGGAGGGAAGGCGUUCGGCUUGCUCAAAGCCCGGCAGGAGCGGAGGCUGGCCGAGAUCAACCGGGAGUUUCUCUGUGACCAGAAGUACAGUGAUGAAGAGAACUUGCCAGAAAAGCUUGCGGCCUUCAAAGAGAAGUACAUGGAGUUUGACCUGAACAAUGAGGGCGAGAUUGACCUGAUGUCUUUAAAGAGGAUGAUGGAGAAGCUUGGGGUCCCCAAGACCCAUCUGGAGAUGAAAAAGAUGAUCUCAGAGGUGACAGGGGGGGUCAGCGACACCAUCUCCUACCGAGACUUUGUGAACAUGAUGCUGGGAAAGCGGUCAGCUGUCCUUAAACUAGUCAUGAUGUUUGAAGGAAAAGCCAACGAGAGCAGCCCCAAGCCGGUUGGCCCCCCACCAGAGAGAGAUAUUGCCAGCCUGCCCUGAGGACCACCAUCUGCACCGGCUCCUGUUCCUCCCUCCUGCUCUUGCGGCCCUUCUUGAUUCAUCGUGAUUUGUCUUAUUUGUUUUGUCUGAUCGUCGUGCAUUUGUUUCAUUUUCUAUCAGCAAAAUCAGUGAUCUCUUUGUAAAGCACAAAUUAUCUGCCUUAAAGGGACUCUGGGCCAGGGAAUUCUGUGCCUUGGGAACCCUCCCUCUCGUCUUCCCUCCUUCCCCCUUCCCCGUGCAGAAGGGCUGACAUCAGACCAAAACCUGGAGGGGGCAGCCUGGACAGGAAGACUGGAAGACAGUGAUCCUCAUGCUUGGAGCUGGCACAGUCCGUCCUUCUAGGGUCCCUGAGCUAAGUCCAGGCUUGCUGGCCUCAGAAGACCCUAGAGUGGGAGCCGUACUUUCCUAGGACAGCUCUGUGGUUCCGUGCUCUUGACUCAUCUAGAGCGUGACCACCCACUGUCCCACCUCCCCCGCUGACUCCCUCCCCCAUGCCACACUUCUCAUCCUCAGGGAGGAGACGGAAGGAGAGAAGAAGAUGAGGGGCUUGGCGAUCUGAGCCCUUGAAGAAGGUUCCAGAAGGAAUCCUCUGGUCUUGUCCACAGUCACACCUUUACAGGCAGCUCGGAGGAAAAGUGCAGCCCCCAUGUCCUUUGUGGGAGCAGCAAAGGUCUUUAGGGGUGGAAAGAAGGCGAGGGGGCUUGGGAGGGGUGUUUGUUCGGUCUGGUGCCACCUUUUGGGGAGGAUGCUGAGGACGACAGACAGGAUAGGAGGAGGAAUAGAGUGCUCACGGCAAAUCGUCAGCACCACUAAUAAGCCAAGACCUGAUAGACAGAAGGUUUCCUUUCCGAUCCAGAUCUACUUGAAACCUGACUGUGCUCCCCUAUUUGCCUUCCUGCCAUACUCCGCCCAUUCAUUCACUCAUUCAUUCACUCAUCAGUCAUCCAAUGGAUAUUUAUUGACCACCUGUUAUAAGCUUUAAGUCCCCCCACUUUGUCCUGACAUGUGCCUUGCCCUUUAACCCAUCACUCCAUUUCCAGUCACUCAAAAGCUUAAGCUUGGGGAUUGGAUUGGGAUUCCCUUGUGACGGACUCCCAAGGUUUGAGAGCCCUGAUCCACUCCGUAGGUUAUCUAGACCGAUUGUCCCAUUUCACAGGUGGGAAAACUGGUGCUCACAGGGGUUAAGUGUCUUGCCAAGGGGUUAAUCAGGAGACGGAAGUCUGGACUGGAACCCAGCUGUUCAGAUGCUGUGCCCAUCCUCAUCUCUGCUCUGGGCUGGGCCUGGGAGGGGCAGUCUCCUAGGUCAAUACUUGGGGAAGGUUCUGGGCCAGGACCCAGCCUUCCUAGUGUCUCCAUGUCAGCACCAGGGGUGGGGUAGAGGCCCGGCUCCCUCUGCAGUUCUGCCUUCCCUAGAACUUCUCUGCCAAGCCACUUCUCAGAACUCACCCUGGAAGGUGUCCUCCUCGGCCUCAUCUUGGCUGAGCAGGGAUGCCAACCUUGACCCCAUCUGUGUUCUGGAGUCCCUUACCCUGCCCACUCAGGACUUAGACGCACUCAUCCCUUUUAUCUAUUUAUUAAGCACCUGCUCUGGGCCAAGAGCUAAGAACCAGGUAGUGAAAUGGACAGACUCGUGGAAUUUAGUGGGGGAAGUCAGAAUCAGUCAAUGACCCAUGGGAUGAAUGUUAUGGAGAGAGGGGACUGCGGGGUGACUGUACUGCAAUCCUGGGCCCAAGACUGAGCAAAGGUCUUGGAGAAGCCCUUGCCAAACUUUAAGUGGAAAUGUCAGGGUGCUGUUGGGAUGUGGGAGUCGGUGUGGCCUCCCUGCGGCUCCUUAGUGACCCACAAUCAGGGACCUGAGCCUUGCAGUAGCUUAAGGGAGUGGAGCGGGUAGGGGCUAGGGAAUUGCCCAGGUUGGGUUAAUCCACUGGUCGGUCUCAGCCAGUUCAGGAACAGGAUUAUUUGGCCAUAACUGGCUGACCUUCAGCUUAAGGAGCUGCUUCAAAUGCACAGGACUAGUUGAAGUUUAAACCCCAACAAAACAGUUUUCCCUGUAAAUGAAAAAUCUCACCCCAGCACCUCCUCUGCGUCCCCCUCCCACCAGAUCAUUAGAUGAACCACUGCCUGUCCCUACGCCUCCGCAUUGGCCUCUCUUCUCUGGGACAGACUGAGACCUUUGAGCAAGGUGAUACUUUCCUUAAUGACCCAUUAUAGUCAGUGCACCUGUUCCUCUGGAGAGGAGGGCAGAAGCAACCAGACUUAUUUCAAUGGGUUCCACAGUUUGCAAGACUGCAGGAAGCCUCCUUUAAGGGAGGGAGACACUUUAAUGGGUGUGUCCCCAGCUUCUGGAAAGGGCAGGAAAGAGUUCUUUCAUUGGAAGGGGUGUCCUGGGAAACACCACCAGUUCCUCCACCAUUUACUAGAACUCAAUUCCUGAAGUGAGAGGGGCUCAAAAGUGGUCGCUGGAAAGGGGGUUUGUAUUGUGUAUUUCAGAUUGUGGCUAUUGGCUCUGGGACUUACUUCUAUGGCUAAGGGCUCAGCUUCUUCGAACUUCAGCUGUCUUCUUUCUGAAAGACCAAAUCUAACUAAUGUAACCAGCAACUCAGGGACUGCCAAGUACGGCUUUGUCCCUGUGACAAAAGGAAGGAGUCUGCCGGGCACAUUCAGGUGGAUGAAGUGUGUGUGUGUGUGUGUGUGUGUGAGAGAGAGAGAGCGAGAGAAUGAGUGUGUGUGGCACCAGAUAUCAUCUCUAUAGAUAGAAAUAAAACAGACAAACAUCAA
Messenger RNA from Neogale vison (American mink), 3355 nucleotides. RefSeq names its product allograft inflammatory factor 1 like (gene AIF1L). Gene Ontology annotation, molecular function: calcium ion binding; actin filament binding. The record is from RefSeq and is a predicted model, not a curated record. The transcript is spliced from 6 exons. Bases 95 to 577 code for a protein of 160 amino acids. NCBI's taxonomy places the organism in Eukaryota, Metazoa, Chordata, Mammalia, Carnivora, Mustelidae. Gene Ontology annotation, biological process: actin filament bundle assembly; ruffle assembly. Gene Ontology annotation, cellular component: ruffle membrane; actin filament.